This is a messenger RNA of Podarcis lilfordi (Lilford's wall lizard), 10511 nucleotides long. The record is from the annotation of a GenBank genome assembly. NCBI's taxonomy places the organism in Eukaryota, Metazoa, Chordata, Lepidosauria, Squamata, Lacertidae.
CCCAGCAAAGCCCCUCCCUCCCUGUAGAAUCUUCCACAUUCGCCCAGAAAUGCACCGGGUCGCCAUGGCUAUGGGGAUCCCUCGGCGGAGCGCCCUGCUGCUCCUGUCCCUGCUGCUCUGCUUUGCCCUGGAGAGCAGCUGCGCUUUGCACACCAAGGGCGCCCUGCCCCUCGACGCCAUCACCUUCUACAAGGUAGAGCAAAUUGCCUUUUAUUUCGUUUUCUUAAGGGGAGGGAUGAUGCUGGAAACGACACUUGCAUGCUUUUGGGGGGGGAGGAUGAACUGGGGGGGGGGGGCCUUCUGCUCCGAUUCCUCCCUCCUCUCGGCGGACAUAGGGGCAUCUCUCUCAAAUCAUGCCCAAAAUUGCAAAUUGCAUUUGCAAAAGUCCGGCGUUGCGCGCCCGAUUUGCUUCUUGGUUAAAGCGAUUUGCCCAUCGCUCCUGCUCUCUGCUUGGGAUGCCUGAAAAGAGAUCAGCUGCGCAACACGCCCCCUCCUCAUAUUAGUGGGUGGCAGAGGGCAUAGUCCAACUGGAUUAUGGGGGAGGGGGCGCGCCCCUUGGCAUGAAGCAGGAAAGAAGGGAAGGGGGUGUUGGAGAGGACAAAGGCGACCUGGAAACAGGCUAGGUGCAGCCAUACUAACAAGAAUCCCCGCGCAUGCAGUAUUUGCGGUAGGUUUUUAUUUUUAUUUUGUUGCUUUUAGAUCCCACUUUCCAUCCAGGGUACGCUCAAGGUGGCAUGGAAAGUUCUCCUCCCCCUUUUAUCCCCACAGCAACCCUGUGAGGUAGGUUAGGCAGAGAGUGAGAGACUGGCCCAAGGUCACCCAGUGAGCUACAGGGCUCUGUGGAGGAUUUGAACCCAGGUCUUAGGCCUGCUUUUUGCACACACUAGCUUGGCAUCACAUUUCCAGGACACAAAGGCCUCUGAACACAACAGAAAUCUCACCCUGAAUUAUUUUAGCCCCGCUGCCUUAAAUUAUGUUAUCCGAUCAUACAGAAUCAUGCAUGUUGAUAGCAGUAGAUUGCAAUAUUGAUUCAAUGGAUUGGAUUAGAUUAAAAAUAGAGCCUUUAUACCACUGUUACUAUUGAUAUUCCAUUAGUAUCCUGUGUUUUUGUUGGGGAACCUGAAGGAGUUAUUGUGCCUGUUUUCUUAGUGGAAUUUACUCCUGUGUAACUCCACAAGUAUUGCAAGUGGGGCGUUUCACUCCCACUUCUUUCUCUGCCCUUAGUUUCUGAUAUGCAACCUGCAGUUUAAUUGCAAAAUUUGUCUCCUUGCUCCACCCAGUCGAGGGAGGCGGCUUCAGACAGUCACCAAUCAUAGUUGUCCAAGUGGAUGCCAAGGGCAAUGCAAACUUGCUUUGCUUUCCAGGGUGAGGAGGGGCACAAUUUGUGCCCGAUUCCUGAAUCAGCACCAAGGAUUUCUCCCCUGAGCAAAAUGAAGUGAGAGUACCCCUGAGAAUAUGCAGAGAGCUCAUUUCCAAGCAAGAAUAUGGAAGGAUCAGUCCUGGAAUGGUGGGUGGAAAAUGGGUUCAAGACAAAUUAAGAGUCCCAGCGACUCCUUUUGAAUAUACACACACAACACACACCCUCCCCAUUGUAUAUUCCUAGCCUCAGAGGUGUACUUCCUCUUGAUAUGGAGAAUUUAUUUUCCUGUAAUAUACAAUACGUGGGACGCAUAUUAUAGUAUAUAAUAUAUAGGGACGCGGGUGGCGCUGUGGGUUAAACCACAGAGCCUAGGACUUGCUGAUCGGAAGGUCGGUGGUUUGAAUCCCCGCAACGGGGUGAGCUCCCAUUGCUCGGUCCCUGCUCCUGCCAACCUAGCAGUUCAAAAGCACAUCAAAGUGCAAGUAGAUAAAUAGGUACCACUCUGGCGGGAAGCUAAACGGCGUUUCCGUGCGCUGCUCUGGUUCGCCAGAAGCGGCUUAGUCAUGCUGGCCACAUGACCCGGAAGCUGUACGCCGGCUCCCUCGGCCAAUAAAACGAGAUGAGUGCCGCAACCCCAGAGUCGGUCACGACUGGACCUAAUGGUCAGGGGUCCCUUUACCUUUAAUAUAUAAUAAGCCAGCAGUAAACCUCUUCUUCCAGCAAAAUGUUAAGAACAUACAAAGACCCUGCAGGAUCAGGUUAAUAGCUCAUCUAGUCCGCCAUCCUGUUCUCGCAGUGGCCAACCAGGUGUCUGUAUGAAACCGGCAAGGAGUUUCUGACCACAAGAACACGCUUCCUUCCUGCAGUUUCCAGAAGCUGGUUGUCAGAAGCAUUGCUGCUCCAAUUGUGGAGCCCAGAGCAUAGCCAAUUGGCUAGUAGAAGCCAUCAGUAGCCCUCUCUUCCAUUCAGGUAUUUGAAGAAGUGUGCAUGCACAUGAAAGCUUAUACCCAGAACAAACAUAUAAAUAAAUAAUAUUUUUUUAUUUAUACCCCGCCCUUCCCAGUUCAGAAAACGGGGCUCAGGGCGGCUAACAACAAAUUUAAAACACUUAAUUGAUACAACAAAAAAAGCAUAAAAUACAGUAUAAAACGUGAAUAACAAUAAAUUCAGAAAUCAAUUUAGGGGGAAAAUCCAUUCAAUAAACAUUAGAUGAUCACCAGGGCUAGCUGGCUAAAUUAGUCCUAUUUGGGCCAGCGAGGAGACCAGGGGAGAAUUAGCUGUGGGAUCCCAGAGCGGGUAAUAAAAAGGGGAGGGGGAGGGAAGGAAGGGGAAUAAAAGAUCAGGUUAAGUUCAAAUUGAAAGCCAGGCAGAAUAGCUCUGUCUUAAACUUAGUUGGUCUCUAAGGUGCUACUGGACAAUUUUUUAAUUUAUUCCUCUCUUCCAUUAAUUUGUCUAAUCGUCGAAUCAAAUAAUUGUAGAAGGAACCCAGGAAUAUACAUCUGUCCCAUGCGGGAAUCAAACCUGCAACCUUAUCAGCACCGCACUCUGACCAACUGAGCUACGAACCGCCACCCCCGCCCUAAAUUACAUUUCUGAAAAGAAGUAAGGGGAGGGGAGGUAACCAGAAAUGGAUUUUUGUGCGUGGAAGGACUGUGAGGUCCAUUCAGUUCUGCCACUCAAAAUAAAUUCCCGGGCUCAUAAUUCUGAAUGAAAGAUCUUUUGCUCCCAGCUCUACUCAAUGGGUCUCCUGGGAGUCUAGUUAAAAACAAAGCAGAUCCCAUGAGCAUAGCAUCUGUGCACCCCUGCUAGAUCAUAUAUGUUAGAUUAUAUGUAGCGGUAUUAUUGCACCUGUGCUUGACUGGAAUUUCAACCAGCUUGAAGAGCUUAUUAUGCUGAGGAAUUGAAUGGAAGCUCUAGGGUGCAACAACUUAUUAAUUUUUGAAAAAGAAUUUAGGAUUCCUAUCUUGCUAGCUGCAUUUCCAGAGUACGUUUGCGUGUAGUCAUAACCGCUCAAAUUUUAUUAGCCUACUGUUAACACAUAGCAUUUCUGCAGCAAAGUCCAGGCAUUUUGCACUUAUUACCUUGCUAAGUCAAAAUUAAGCAAGGCUGCCUCAGAGGCGUGGGAACUGGAGCGUCUCCGCCUAAAGCCUGGGAACUGUGCAACUCCAGACAAGUCACAUCCUGCACUUUUGUGCCCUGCAGCAGUUCUGUCCGAUAAGUGGGGUGCAGCAAGAAACCCCACCUCCGUGCAUUUAAAAAAUAUUUAAAUUAUUAAAUUUUAUUAAAUUUUCAAUAACGAAGAACAAACAUCAUAUUUCCCUUUGUCCUUUUUUGUUGUUGAAUGGGACUAUCCCUGGAGAAUAGCCUGUUUUACCCUUCUGUAAAAUGAGCUUAGUGACAGCCAACUCUGCAGAUUCACAUGAGGAUUGCACCUUAGAAUAGCUUUUUAAAUGAGAUGUUUGGUGGGGCAGCUGCCUUGCAUGCAAAAAGCUCCCUGGCCUCUUCAGUUAUAAAAGGGGUUUCAGACGGGCAGCACUCUGGCCUGAGGCCCUGGAGAACUGCUGCCAGUCUGUGUAGGCAAGGCUGGCAAGGUGGACUAAUGGCAUGGCUCAGUGCAUUACUGGAAAUGUGGCACAUAUGCUAUUAGUAUAUAAAGCCAGUAGCAACCGGGGACCAGUUUACCUAUGAGAUUGCCUUACAGCAUAAAUGCCCACUCAGCUACUUUGGUAUACAGAACUGACACAGGUGCCCCAUAAUAUCUGUACAGUGGUGCCUCGCAAGACGAAAUUAAUCCGUUCCGCGAGUCUCUUCGUCUUGCGGUUUUUUCGUCUUGCGAAGCACGGCUAUUAGCGGCUUAGCGGCUAUUAACGGCUUAGUGGCUUUAAGAAAAAGGAAACAAACUCGCAAGAACUCACAAGACGUUUCGUCUUGCGAAGCAAGCCCAUAGGGAAAUUCGUCUUGCGGAACGACUCAAAAAACGCAAAACCCUUUCGUCUAGCGAGUUUUUCGUCUUGCGGGGCACCACUGUAUCUGCAUUUGUAAGAAAUCAGUCUUUUAGUAUGAUACUCAGCACCCUAAAACCGCUGCCUGCUGACAUCAGACGGGUGCCUUCACUGUCCUCUUUUUGGUGCCUGCUGGAAACCUGAAGGAGCGUCUCCACCCCCAUCGUUCAGCCCGGACACUGAGGUCCAGCUCUGAGGGCCUUCUGGUGGUUCCCUCACUGCAAGAAACCAAGUUACAGGGAACCAGGCAGAGGGCCUUCUCAGUAGUGGCGUCCGCCCUGUGGAACGCCCUCCCAUCAUACUAUCUGACUUUUAAGAGACAUCUGAAGGCUGCCCUGUUUAAGGAAGCUUUUAACAUUUGAUGUUUUAUCGUGUUUUUAAUAUUCUGUUGGGAGCUGCCCAGAGUAGCUGGGGAAACCCAGCCAGAUGGGCGGGGUAUAAAUAAUAAAUUAUUGUCAUUGUUUAGGCAAAUGCACCCACCGAUUUAGAACUUUUGACAUGUUUUAAUCUGUUUUUGGCUUAUCGUCAAUUUUGAAAUUCCGAAUGUUUUAAACAGCUGCUUUUAACUGUUUUCGACGGUAACACAGAAUCCUAUUGGCUGAAGAUAUUUUAAGAUUGAAUUAAUUUGUAUUUGUAAAUUUAUAUAAGAUUACUUACACAAUAUUGGGGUUUUUUUGUUGUUUUGUUUAUUUAGGGUUUUUUUUCCUAUGAAUUUCAAUUAAGUAUGGCUUUUUAAAAAAAGAUAUUUUAAGAUCUAGAGUCAAUUGACUAAAUUAUUUCUGGAUGUCUAGGAACGUAGCUAAAGUUGGGGGUCAGCACUGGUGUUUGAGAAGGAGCAAUACAGUGCCUCUCAAUGGUCAAGGAUGAUGGGACUUAGUGCCCAGUCAUUAUUGAGGGAGACAGGCAGGGUGGGGACAGGUUCCCCAUCCCAGCUGUAAAGCUUGAGUGACCACUGACAGCCUCAGGUUAUAUGUUAUAUGUCAGAAUGCCUCAGGUGUUUUGCAGAUGACUUUGGAAACCAGAUCGCUUCCAGACAGCGCACAUUCAGAGCUUUUGUGGUGCUUUCCUUUUAGGUGAUCCCGAAGCACAAGUUUGUGCUGGUGAAAUUUGACACCCAGUAUCCUUACGGAGAGAAGCAGGAUGAGUUCAAAAAGGUGGCCGAAAGCUCAGAAUCCAGUGACGAUUUGUUGGUGGCCGAGGUGGGGAUAUCAGGUGAGAUGCUUAUGGCGGACUUGUACACAGAUCAUGAGGUCUAUAAAUUUGUCUUUUACUUCUCUUCUUUUUUAAAAUGGAUGCCAGAUUAACUGUUGUAUCUCUUAACACUGUGCAAACAUCGAUAACGGAGGCAGGGCUUUUUGCUUAGGAUAAGCUGAUCAGAAUGACGCCUUUCUUCCUGAAUCUCUGCAAACAUCUCUUCCUCCUGUCUGAUGCAACAUACUGAGUUUAGCAGAGCUUUAAUUGUAUUAACUGGUUGACGUUGCUGAAUAUUGUGUGUGUGAGAGAGAGGGAGAGAGAUGGUCUUGUGGAUUAUUAAGAAAUAGGGAGUAAACUCACUGACUAAGAUAUUGAAAUUUUUGUUUUUCGGGGGGAGGGAAAGAAUUUGUGUUGAAGAUGCUUAGAGGGAGGCAGAAGAGACAGGCAUGGCUUUAAUUUCCUCUUUCCCCCUGUGAUUGCCCAGUCCGCAGGAGGAAUUUUUCCUAAGUUCCCCACUCCCUUGCAUUUUGAUUUGAGGAGCAGGGAAACCAUGGGAGAGGGCUAGUCAUUACUGAUUUUUAAGUUCUAUGGGUGGAGUGAGAAAAGGUGCUACACACAGCCAGAAACACAGUGCUUACCGUAUUUUUCGCUCCAUAAGACAGACCUGACCAUAAGACGCACCUAGUUUUUAGAGGGGGAAUGCAAGAAUUUUUUUUUUUUUUAAGGGAGCGAUGAGCAGAGUCUGUAUGCAUCCCAGGCUGUGCUUAGCGCUCCCUUUCAUGAGCUGCGUGGAGCGUGUGUGCGGCGCUUGCAGGCUUUUCCCCAGGAGGGAGAAGGGCAGCUCUGCGCGGCUCGUGAAAGGGAGCGUGGCUCUUGGGGGCUUUUGUGGGAGGUGGGGGAAGGGACUGAGGGGCUGCCCUCUGUCGCUUCCCCCACCUCCCACAAAAGCCCCCAAGAACCGUGCGCUCUUUAAAGGGAGCACGGCUCUUGCGGGCUUUUCUACAAGGUGGGAGAAUCCCCCCACCUCCCGCAAAAGCCAGCAAGAGCCCUUCUCCCUCCUCGGGGAAAAGCCCGCAAGAGCCGUGGAGCAUGUGUGUGACUCUUGGGGGCUUUUCCCCGAGGAGGGAGAAGGGACUGACGGGGGGGGGACCCCCCAAGAGCUGCACACACGCUAGGCACGGCUCUUUAAAGAGCACGCGGCUCUUGCGGGCUUUUCUACGAGGUUGGGGAAUUCCCCCACCUCCUGCAAAAGCCAGCAAGAGCCGCGCGCUCUUUAAGGGAGCACUGCUUUUGCGGGCUUUUCUAUGAGGUGGGAGAAGGACACCCCGUCAGUGACAGGCUGCCCUUCUCCCUCCUCGGGGAAAACCCCGCAAGAGCCGUGUGGAGCAUGUGUUCGGCUCUUGGGGGCUUUUCUCGCCUGCAUUCGCUCCAUAAGACGCACACACAUUUCCCCUUUUUAGGAGGGAAAAAGUGUGUCUUAUGGAGCGAAAAAUACGGUGCUUCAUUAUUUCUAAACUUGCUUUUUUUGUGAUGGGGUGGACGAGCUUGGACCUUUAGAGAAACAGGGGACUUGGUUGCAGGGAGGUGAAAGCAGCUUGCAAAAACGGCGGGCACUCUCAUUCCAUUUACCUGCUCCUUAUCAGAGAGGGAGAAAAUGUAGCAGCGUAAGAAGUUCGCUGCUGGAUCAGGCUGAAGGUCCAUCUAGCUCAGCAUCCUGUUCUCAAAGUGGCCAGCUUGAUGCCUCAAUGGGAAACCCGCAAGCAGGAUCCGAGCACCUGCAGUUCUCAGCAGCUGGUAGUCAAGUGCAUGAUGCAGAUGACAGCGGAGGUACAACACAUUCCAUAGGAUUUGUCGUGUCUCCUGCCGGUUUGCAAGUUGCUGAUUGCGUUUUGCUUUUUGCAAAAUUAUUCGUGUUGACUGCACCAAUGAAUCGCAGGAAACCCUCUGUGUGUGUUUGCUUAAAAAGAGCUGGGAUGGGGAGAGAGAGAGAGAGGUUGCAAGGCUUGCAAUGUGUGCAGUUAUGAGGUAUGGGGUAUUUUGAGGAAGCACCCCAUGCAUAAGACUGGUGUGUGUGUGUGUGUGUGUGUGUGUGUGUGUGCGCGCAUGUGCAUGCUCCUUUCUGCAUCAUCACUUUGCCUGGGAAUGUGCAAGACAUGUUGCGUGACAAGUGCUGUUUGCCAGCCUCACACAGGUGUCUCCUAAGCACACACACAACCCCCAUCCGUUUUGCUAUGGAAAUGGGAGAAGCCUCUACCGGCCCAAGGGAAUCCCUGAUCUUACACAAGUGAGCAGUGAUCUUCCGUUGCAAGCAGGGGGGUUCUGAUAUGGGAUUCUCCCUUCUACAGGGGGCAGGCUUUCCCUACUGGCUAGAUGGAUCUUUACCAUGUGUUCACUGGUUAGGAUUUUAGCAUUUUAUUAAACAUAUUAGGUUUUGUGUGUGUGGUUUUAUCUGUUUUUAAUUAUCUUACGUGUGAAUCGCCCUAAGACAGUGGUUUAGAAGGCGAUUAAGGAAUUAAUUGUAAUAAUAAUAUGGUGCUUCCCCAGAAUAGAGAUCCCCAUUAAGUUAAGUUAGGCCUAAACGGCCUCAGUCCUGUACAGCUGAAGGAGCAUCUCCACCCCAUUGUUCAGCCCGGACACUGAGAUCCAGCGCCGAGGGCCUUCUGGCGGUUCCCUCAUUGCGAGAAGUGAGGUUACAGGGAACCAGACAGAGGGCCUUCUUGGUAGUGGCGCCCAACCUCUGGAACACCCUCCCAGCAGAUGUCAAAGAAAUAAACAGCUAUCUGACUUUUAGAAGACAUCUGAAGGCAGCCCUGUUUAGGGAAGUUUUGAAUAUUUACUGCUGUAUUGUUUUUAACACUCGAUUGGAAGCCACCCAGAGUGGCUGGGGAAACUCAGCCAGAUGGGUGGGGUAUAAAUAAUAAAUUAUUAUUAUUAAGUGGUGCUUACUUCUGUGUGGGUAUAGGACUCAGCUCCUCUGUCCCGAGUCUAGAACAUUUCAAAAUGAAAAACGAUACAGUCCAGAUUUAGACACUUUAAAAACCCACAGGUUUCAGUGAGAAAGACUAGUACGUGUUUAUUCACUGAAACCAGGGCGGUUAAACCGCAGCUCUCCAGAUGUUGCUGAACAACACUUAACAAUCUUGAUCGUGGACUAUACUGGCAGUGGCCCAGCUGUCUGGGAACAUGUUGCAUGAGUUUUUGGGUUUCCCAUUGGGCACUGUAGGAUUGCAGCCAUAGCCUUAGGCAACCAUAGCCCCAUUUUCAAGUCCUGCUGUUUUAUUAUCGGUCUUCUGUUCGCAGAUUAUGGUGACAAGCUGAACAUGGAACUGGGGGAGAAGUACAAGCUUGAUAAAGACGCUUACCCGGUUUUUUACCUGUUCCAAGAUGGCGACCUGGAUAACCCUUUGCCUUACCCUGGGCAGGUCAAAGCGAGCUCCCUGCAGCGCUGGCUGAAGAGCCGGGGGAUCUACAUGGGGAUGCCGGGGUGCCUGAAGGAGUUUGACACCUUGGCCAGCAAAUUUGUGGGUGCCACGGAAGAGCUGGAGCGCCAGGCCCUCCUGGAAGAAGGGCGGAAACUCCUGGCCAGGGCGAAGGAGACAGAGCAGAAGUCCUCGGAGCAGUACGUCAAGGUCAUGAGCAAAAUCCUCGCCCAGGGGGACCAGUUUGCCGCCAGCGAAGUCUCCCGAAUCAGCAAGCUCAUUGAGGAGAACAAGAUGAGCGAGGGCAAGAAGGAGGAACUCCAGAAGCGCUUGAACAUCCUUGCUUCCUUCCAGAAGAAGACCAAGGAGGAGAAGGAGGAACUUUGACAUGCUAGGAAUGGCGUGCUCUGUGGAAUCUUAAGUGGGUCGAGGUCCCCAUCUGGUGCUCCUUCAUGCAAGCAAAAAAGCCCCGCUCUCUUUUAACAAAUUCCCCUCAUAGAGAAGCUUCCCACAUACACACAUGCACAUCCUUUUUAAACUUUUAUUUUGAAUGAAAGGCAUCCCUUAGGUGCCACUCAGAACAGUACGGAGACUGCCAUCGUUCCCAGCGCUGUUGAGAGAAUUGGAGGUAGAAGAUCCGUUAAUCCUUUGUUUCAAAAGGCAAAAAAAUAAAUAAUUUUCCUUUCCCUUUUCUCCUCCUCUAAGAAAAAGGCUUCUCCUCACAGGUGUUGUCCAUGCCAGUCGUGUUUCCAAGAUGGCCGCCCUCAGGACUUGGCGCAGCUUCUUCUUCACUGGUGGGGUUUUCAAAAUGGCUGCACUUGGAACACGAGGCGACCGGUUGUCAUUGCUUGAAUUCUCAAGGUGCAGCCAAUCCUGGCCCCACCAGGCCUGUAACGUUGUGGACCGUGCCAGCUGGCCCACAACCAAAAGAGAAGGCUUAUUGAGUCAUUGGGUGGGGAGAGUUGCCAGAUAUUCAUGGCGGGCUGCAGUCAGCGUGGUGAGCUCAAAAUGGCCGCCCUCAGAAUGCUGCUUGGUGUUCUGGCGGGCAAUGGAAGAAGAUGGCCGCCCUCCCUGUUUUUGUGUGAUCUGCGCUGAGGAAUUCAACCAUCCGAGCAAGCAGGGGGUGGAAUCAUUUCUGUGUGUGUGUGUGUGUUUUUGGGAGCCCAGGUUUGGCCAAAGCAAAACAUGCAUUUGAGAUGGGGAGGCAAAAAUGGCGUUCGUCUCUUUACUGACCAGUAUUUGCAAAAAUGUUUUUUGGAGGGGAAUUACAUGGGUACUUAAUUUGCUAAUAAAGGUUAUUGGGCGGAAAAUUCGCAGUCGGGUUAUUAUUUCCCCCCCAUUUCUUGCUGCUUUUGUCAACAAGAUUAGCGUUGCCCUCUGUGCUGAGCGAAAAAAAAUGGAGCUCUCAUUCGAUCUGAACUCUUGCUCAGAGCAGUUUGCGAUUUGUGAGAACUGAUUGUGGAAGUUGGCACUUCAAUAUGAUUGAUUUUCCUCCUUUUUUUUGUUUUGUUUUAAAUAAACUUUUAAGUGUUUGAG